AUGAAUUACCCCUCUCUCCCCAGGCGAUACGUCGUCUCCCAUUUGGACUUCUCUUACCCCCGUCUUCAACUUCCACGAAAUCGCAAUCCCCGGGUCUUCUGGACCUGCUUGCCCGGAGUCACCAGAAUCACCCAGGGGCGAAACAAUUGCCACAUCAAUUUUGAAGUCGCCCAACUCCCCGAAGGACCGUGGCCCCUGAGAAUUGACGGCGUCCCCUUUACAAUCCACAGCCCAGGAGACAAUGAGAGCAGAGGCUAUGGAAGAUUCCUCCUUUUCCCCUCCAGAAACGUCCGAUUCGGGUCCCCUCUCAUCUCCAUCUGCGAAGAACUUGAUGGUAGGCAAGCCGCUCUGUCUGAUGAGGAGAUGCGCCUCAUAACGACUGAGCUCGCCCGAGAGCUUUCUAAUUGCGCCCCCGAGGUAGAUCUUAUAGAGGUGAUUUUCGCUUCAGACGCAAUGUUCUACAUUGUCCUCAAUAAUGAAGCCAAUCUGACCCCUAUUCGUUCUCAACUCCCCGGCGUGAUUGCAAAUUGCGGUGCUGGCUACUGCCUUGAGAGGGAUUUUGAUAGACCCGAUUGGAGGAGCUGGAAGGAGAGAGAGACGCCUGCGUGUAUCCCGAUCAGACGGGGGCCGGUAUUUGGCAUGAUAUCCGGAACCAGGGCUCCCACUUCUGCACCGUCAGCGGCAGCCUGUACGACCCCAGGCAUCCUGGUGAAGAACGCGAAAGGCCAGUACUUUUUAACUAUCGCCGCGCACUGCAUUGGACGAGGAGAUCCAGACGCCUACUUCAGUCUCUCGACUGGCCAGAUGCAACCCAUCGGCAGGGCUGCAGCCCAAGUACCCUUCACCGACGUUGCCCUCAUCGACAUUAAAAGAACCAACUUUCAUCAGCACCUCUUCCUGGACACGGGCCAUGAGCUACCGGUAAGGAGACUCCUGGGUGAAGACCCAAACGACCAGCUCAACUGGAAUCACAUGGUCCGUUUCAGAAGUCCCAUCGCUAAUGAUUUGGACGGCGUCAUCGUCGCGAAAUCUGCCAGACCGAAAAUCAACCCUUUCAACAUCGACGAACCUUUUCAGUGCGUGGUCUACCACUGGGCUUUCACGGGCCAGGUCGAGGACGCGGGGGAUGACGACAUGGCGCCGAGACCUCCCGCGGGGACGUCAGGGGCUGCUGUCGUGGAUGAGGAGGGUAUUUGCGUGGGGUUGUUUGAUCAUUUCAUUAGUCAGGGGCCGUGGGCUGGAUUUUCUGUAAUUCUUAGUACAAGCGAGUUGGUAAAGGCCGGAUACCAGCUUGUUGGAGGGGAGGCGCCGGAGGAGGACCAUGUACAUGAGCAAAGACUCCAACGUUGUUCAGGUAACAGACUGGCUUCACUUUAA
Fusarium vanettenii 77-13-4 is the source of this 1377-nucleotide messenger RNA. RefSeq lists its product as uncharacterized. Lineage: Eukaryota; Fungi; Ascomycota; Sordariomycetes; Hypocreales; Nectriaceae. The record is from RefSeq and is a predicted model, not a curated record. The coding region runs from base 1 to 1377 and encodes 458 amino acids. The transcript has a single exon.